GAGAGUCGGGCCGGCCCCCGCAUCAAGAUGAAGUGGACGGCGGUCGAGUAUGCCAAUGGCGUCGUCGUCAAGGGCGGCCACAGACUCGUGGGGUGGCCGAACCGAGCGAACGAGGAGCCCCACGAUCCGAACGGCCCGCCGCUCGACCCGCUCGACACGAUCCCAUUCGGGAACCUGAGCGACAUCCCGGGCGGCCAGGCGGUGAUCCAGCGGCUUCUCGACUUGUGGACGAGCGGCAAGAUGUACUUCGAGCGUGCCGAUGAGGCGUUCAUCGACCUCGCGAAGCGCAACCCGAAGGCGGUCAUGCCCGGGAAGCCUCCCGUACGUCCGGCGCCGAAGUGUUGGGGCCGGCAGAGCAGGGACGACAUCGGGAAGGCACGAGGGCGGCCAGCGUCAGGAAUUAACCCGAAGACGGGGCGGCCAUACCGGAGGCGCAAGGACGGGCCCAAGACGCCGAAGAUGAUUCUGGACUCGGACAUCGACUCGGAGGACGAGGUGGAGAGCGACAUCGGCAGCGAGUAG
Molecule: messenger RNA, 522 nt
Organism: Trametes versicolor FP-101664 SS1
Lineage: Eukaryota; Fungi; Basidiomycota; Agaricomycetes; Polyporales; Polyporaceae
Exons: 1
Source: RefSeq, a predicted model, not a curated record